Molecule: messenger RNA, 5415 nt
Organism: Salvelinus sp. IW2-2015
Lineage: Eukaryota; Metazoa; Chordata; Actinopteri; Salmoniformes; Salmonidae
Product: rho GTPase-activating protein 12-like
Biological process (GO): regulation of GTPase activity; signal transduction
Cellular component (GO): cytoplasm
Molecular function (GO): protein binding
Source: RefSeq, a predicted model, not a curated record
UUGAAUUUCUUAAAAAUAAAUCCAGUGGUUGCCUUUUGCAACUGGUGCAGCACUGCAACUGAGAACGGUGAGACGAUGGACCACGAGAGGGCAAACUAGGGGUAUCAUCCAUCAUACUUGGCAGACAGACAGGCGGAUGGGAGAAGAAUAGACCAACGCAGCGCUCACAAGCGAUAGCACCACAACUGGGUGGAAACGAGGCAGGGGAUGGUAUGGUUGAAUAUCGAAUGCCAGCCUACUAUAUUUUAGCAGUUUAUAACACUGAACUAUCUGGAUGAAAAGUUCCGCUGAAAACAACCGCCGUUGACUAGCAUAUUCUUUGGAGAUAAAGAAGAUACCAUUCACAAGUCUAGGGGAGCCCAGUGAGAGAUGUCGAUCCCCCCCAACUUUCUGAUUCUGAACACCACCUAAACGUCAGAGGUUAAAGGGUCAGCGGUCAGGGGUGGUCAACACCAUCAUGGCUGACAGUGAGGGGCUUGGCGGCAGUGGGGUUGAUCUGCCCAUCCUCGCACCGGGCCAGGUGUACGUGGAGGUGGAGUACGACUAUGAGUACAAGGCCAAAGAUAAGAUGAUCUCCAUCAGGCAGGGGGAGUGCUACAUGCUGGUCAGGAAGACCAACGAGGACUGGUGGCAGGUACGGAAGGAAGAGGGGAUGAAAGCCUUCUAUGUCCCAGCGCAGUACGUCAGGGAGGUGCGCCGGGCGCUCAUGCCCCCACCGAAGCCCCUCGUGUCGGGCGGGAUGGGUGGGACGAUCCGGGUAAAGCCUACAGUUCUGGAUAUCUGUAGCGCGUCCAAAGAGAACCUCAACAACAGGCCACCUCAGGAGAUGUCUAGUUUUGGGAGUCCGUCGCCCACCUCCACGCCCUCGCCCUCUUGGGGGCACGUCACCCCGCCUGCUCUGCCCAAGGAUGCCAACCAGAACCCGGAAAGCCCACGGCACAGCAAGCCCCCUGGCGUAGCCGAUCUGGUGCUCCUACACAACAACAAUAACCAUCACCACAGCAACAACUCCAAGUUACCGCAUAUGCGGGCGGACUCUCCGCCUCCCAGGGCCCCCAACAACCACCAUAUAAACCACAGCCAGAGCCAUGACUCGGACCGGACUCCCUCCUCUCCUGGGGACUCCCCGGGAGAGGGGUCAGAGAAGCUCCAGAAUGACUCGGAGUCUGGAGAUGACCUGAGCAGCAGCUCUACUGAACACAUGCAGACGACGUCUCCGAUAGUGCAAGGCCGGCCCGAGUCCCCUAUCUACACCAACCUCCAGGAGCUGAAGAUCUCCCAGUCCAGCCUGCCCCCCCUCCCCUCCGGCACCCCACUGRACAUCCUUGGGGACUGGGAGACCCACAAGGACCUCACCGGUAGACACUUCUACUAUAACAGAGCCACCGGGGAGCGCACGUGGAAACCGCCCCGUGCACGGGAUGCUAGUGGCAGUACCAGUAGUAGUCGAGGAGACCCCCAUGGUAUGGGAGAGAUGGAGCCCCUGUCUUCCGAGGAGAACUGUCACAGCAGCACAUACUCCAGUCAGUCAGACAGUCAGUCUGGAUCUCCCCCUAGAGGCUGGUCAGAGGAACUGGAUGAACACGGACACACCCUCUAUGUCUGUGAACACACUCAUGAGAAGUGGAUAAAGCACGUGGACAAGCAGGGGAGGCCGUACUACUACAGCUCAGACGGCUCCAGGUCUGAAUGGGAACUACCCAAAUACAAUGUGUCCCCUCAGCCAGGUGAUCCCCCCAAGAGUCGUAGCCUGGAGAGGAAACAGUCAGACCCCAUUGUCCUGACCAAGUGGAGACACAGCACCUACGUACUAGACCUCAACGACAAGGAGUGUGGGCCUACAGUCCCCAAGCCGAGUUCUCCUGACUUUGACUCCUGCCCCUCAUCUCCCAAGCACCCCUCAAUCCCCUCUGAGAAGUGUGGAGUCCUCAACGUCACCAAAAUAACUGAGAAUGGCAAAAAAGUCAGAAAGAACUGGACGUCGUCGUGGACGGUGCUACAGGGCUCCUCGCUGCUCUUCACUAAAGGACAGGGGAGUGGGACCAGCUGGUCCUACUACCGUAGUGGCUCCAUCCCUGAGCUGCUGCUCACUCUGCUGGCCAACUGGAAGCGUUCGGUCAAGCCUCGCCCAGCUGUCUCCUAUGACCACUCUGUCCAUGAGCGUUCCAAGGCUGCCACUAAGUUUGGGGGUAACCAGUCGAAGCCGGAAUUCACUGUGGAUCUCAGAGGGGGCUCAGUUGAUUGGGCCUCGAAGGAUAAGUCCAGCAAGAAGCACGUCAUUGAGCUGAAGACCCGUCAGGGGACGGAGCUGCUGAUCCAAUCAGAGAUCGACAGCGUCAUCAACGACUGGUACCGAGUCCUGACGGACACCAUCAGUACACAUGCAUGGGAGUCAGAUGAAGCCUUAGAGGAGGACAUGCCUGAGUCCCCCGGUGCAGAAAAACAAGACAAGGAGAAAGACCACAGAGACUCCAAGAAAAACAGAGCGAUGAAGACGUCUGUGAGUAUAGACUCUUCGGACCAGAAGAAGACCAGAGUAAAGCUGAAGAAGUUCCUGACUCGCCGACCCACCUACCAGGCCGUCAGAGACAAGGGCUACAUUAAAGACCAGGUGUUUGGCUGCAGCCUCAGCAGCCUGUGUCAGAGGGAGAACACUUCGGUGCCCACUUUUGUCACCAUGUGCAUCGACCACGUGGAAAACACAGGUCUGAGUAUAGAUGGGAUAUACAGAGUGAGUGGGAACCUAGCCGUGAUACAGAAGCUGCGCUAUGCUGUCAAUCACGAUGAGAAGGUAGAGCUGGAUGACAGUAAGUGGGAAGACAUCCACGUGACUACAGGAGCCCUGAAGAUGUUAUUCAGAGAGCUGCCUGAGCCCCUUUUCACCUACGACUCUUUCAACGAUUUUAUCAACGCCAUCAAAUGCUCAGACUACAAGCAGCGAGUGAAUUUGAUAAAAGACUUAAUCAAGCAUUUGCCAAAACCGAAUCACGACACAAUGCAAUGCCUCUUCAAGCAUCUCAGAAGGGUGAUUGAUCAUGGAGAGGCCAACCGUAUGACGACCCAGAGCGUAGCGAUCGUUUUCGGCCCCACCCUGCUCAGACCUGAGACGGAGACGGGAAACAUCGCUGUUCACAUGGUCUAUCAGAACCAGAUUGUUGAGCUCAUCUUACUGGAGUAUGAGAACAUAUUCGGCAGGUAGAAAAUAAACACCUAAGAAUGACACCUGAGGUAAACUCCUGUGGAAGAGGAAGAGGAUGGUCUGGUGACUGGUCGGACUCACCCAAUUACGCUUAUUUUUGUGACUGAAAACAUUGCUGCUGUGGACCCAGCAAUUUAAAGAAAGAAAAACAAAAUGUAAUUAUUGUUCAUUUGAUAAUAAGAUUAAUAAAGGAAACUAGUGAAUGACUUUGCACUUAACAUUUUGAGAGAGAUGAGUAUGAUGUAAAUAAAUACAGAUUUCAUUCACUUUGGUUGCCAUUCCUGCUGUGAGUAGCAGGGCGGUGCAGUUGCUUCAGGGGAGAGGGUUGGUUGGUUUGUUUGUUGGUGAGCUGGCUGGAUCUAGGCAUUGACGACGGACGGAGUGCAGUGUGAAUGGCGUGGAUGGAUCUCUCUCCGUGUGUGACGUGAUCCAGUGGAUUUGAGUGUACAGGGUAUAACUGUGUUCUACACUGGAUUCCUAUGGCCAGUAUUAAGUACAUACUACAUACAACAAGAGCUUGGUGAAUAAGACUUUCAUUGUUUUGGACUGGAGUGAAACAGAAGAAGAGGAUUGUGGGAUACAUUGAUGUGGCGUUAAAGAAACCGCUGGAGUGACUUCCGGCUUUCUCUGAUGACAUCACAACACAGGAAGCACAACUCCAUCCAGAUCAUUCAAACAACAACUAACUACACACUGAAUAACUGACUGGCUGGGUGGUCUGAUCUCCCUCUGUCAAGUCAUUGGAAGCCCAUAUCCUACUACCAUGUGGUAGAAUAUAGACCAUGCUUGGUCGUCUGUAUAAAGACUACUCUCAUUGCUUUGUGUUGGAAUAAUAAUAAGCUGAACCUAUGAACUGGAUAUUCUCAGUGUUGUGGAACAUUGACUGUUGACUUGACCUCUGAAUUUUGUGAAGUACAAUGUAAAGCCUCAGUGGUAUGGAUACAGAAUCAGUAUUAAAUAUGGGGGCUCUCUGACGAGACCCCAAAAUGAUGUAUGGGGUCUCUCAGAGGGGAACCCUGGAUCAACUGGAUGGGACAUAGUCAUGUGUAUUAGCUGUAUUUCCCCUACUUCAUAAUGAAAACAUUCACCACGAUCGGAUCUGGGAACUGCAUUUUAGCACUAUUUUCCCUUUAUAAUGCACUACUUUUGACCAGAGUCUUUGACCAGUCAAAAGUAAGGCAAUAUACAGGGAAUAGGGUGCGAUUUUGGACGUGAACAGGUCACCCUCCCUAUCCUACCUCCCUUGCUAGAACUGGAGCCCRGCCCCUUCUUCCAGAAAUACCCUUUGACCCUAGUGCAAUCAUCAACAGUGGUCAGUCAGUAUGUCACAUGACUGUUUUUGGGAAGCAUCAAAACAAACCUGUGUUUGGGGGAUAAUACAGUACAUGAACUUGCUAUAUCUGAAGACUGGCUGCAUCCUAAAUGGUUUCCUAUUCCCUAUGCAUAGGCCCUGGUCAAAAUUAGUGCACUACAUAGGAAAUAGGGUGCCUGCCAUUUGGGAUGCACAUAAGAUCUUCCCUAAUGUGUACAGAUAAAGAACAGAUGUGUGUUAUUGUCUAGUCUAACGUGCUUGGUAUGGUAGGCCUCUGCUAGUGAAAGGCCUUCAUUAUAAGUGUGAAAGUGUUGGCUUUUCAGUGAAAGGAGAUGUCCUCUUUUCCCCACCUUCCUCCCUUUCCUGCUCUCAUCCUUUCUUCCCUCGUGUUCUGGAGUUACUGGGAAAAGAGAUGGAGAUGCAGUCAGUCUUAACAUGACUAUUUCAGAUGAAUACUGGUUAAGUCCCAAAUAACACCCUAUUCCCUAUUUAGGGUGCCAUUUGGGAUGCAGGCCCAAGCCUUUGUUCCAACUUUAUAAUCACUCUCCUUACCUAAACUAAUCUCAACGGGACUGGGACUGGAGAGAAAAUGGAACUGGAAAAUAGUAUUACAUUCAAGUUUAUGGUGAUGGAAGGUACAAUGCAAAAAAGCCUCUGUGCAUAUUAUGUACAGCAGCCUACAUUAAAAAAAUAUUUCCUUAUUGAAGUAUGUAUGUUUUGAUGGUGAGUGGUUGGUUCAACGAGUGAAAUAUCACUGAUUUUGUAAAUUGUCGAGAAAAUACAUGGAUUGUUACAAAAGAGGAAAUGGUAUCUUGAUUUUGACGCAUGGUCAACUGCACAUUUUGAAUGUACUUUUCAGACUAACUGCUGUUUGUGACAUGUCUAAUAAAAAACUAAAACUAAA